Erpetoichthys calabaricus (reedfish) is the source of this 5968-nucleotide messenger RNA. It is a transcript of the gene slc26a2, whose product is annotated as solute carrier family 26 member 2. The record is from RefSeq and is a predicted model, not a curated record. Gene Ontology annotation, cellular component: membrane. The transcript is spliced from 4 exons. Bases 220 to 2361 code for a protein of 713 amino acids. Gene Ontology annotation, biological process: transmembrane transport. Gene Ontology annotation, molecular function: oxalate transmembrane transporter activity; secondary active sulfate transmembrane transporter activity; chloride transmembrane transporter activity. Lineage: Eukaryota; Metazoa; Chordata; Cladistia; Polypteriformes; Polypteridae.
CACGUGAUGGAGGCGCACCAUGGCUGCCCCGACCAAAUAUGCAAAUCGCCGAGUCAGUGACAUUUCCCCUUGAACUGGGACUCGCUCAAGUUUCAUUUGUAUGAACUAGGGCUAGAAGUGAAGUGCAUGCGUGCGCGAGGACCGUUGUUUAUGCAAAUGACAUACGGCAUCUACCUAAAAGAGUAACGGAGGCGGGGAACGUGAGUAGAAGUGGGGAAGAUGAUGGCCGAUGAAGUUAAUGAAAACAGCCCAGAUCAGCUGACCUCCUUGACCUUACCUUCUGAAAAGAAGCCAUAUAAACCAAUAGUUUUAGAAAAAAUCCAGAAAGAGGAUGAAGACCUAAAAUCUGCAAUUAUCAAGAAGCUACGUUUGUUCUGUGCAUGUAGUCCAGUGAAAACAAAAAAAGCAGUUUUUGAUUUUUUUCCAAUUUUAAAUUGGCUGCCCCACUAUGAAUUGAAGAAGUGGCUUUUGGGAGACAUAAUGUCAGGGCUUAUUGUGGGCAUCCUUCUGGUACCCCAGUCUAUUGCUUACUCACUUUUGGCGGGGCAGGACCCCAUCUACGGUCUGUACACUUCUUUCUUCUCCUGCAUUAUUUAUGCUGUACUGGGUACAUCACGUCAUGUUUCAGUUGGAAUAUUUGGAGUACUGUCUCUUCUUAUUGGGCAAGUUGUGGACAGAGAACUGCAAAAUGUUGACUUUUUCAUACAGAAAUCUGUAAACCAGACCGGAAUCAGUAAAGACAGCAACUACAAUGUAACUUGUGACCGAGGAUGCUAUGCUAUUGUAGUGGGCUCCACUGUAACGUUUAUGGCAGGAGUUUAUCAGAUUUUAAUGGGCCUCUUUCAAAUUGGGUUUGUCUCAGUUUACCUGUCAGAUGCUCUUCUGAGUGGUUUUGCAACUGGAGCCUCUCUAACUAUUCUUACCUCUCAAAUUAAAUAUCUUCUGGGACUUAGACUGCCAAGGGCAAAUGGCAUAGGCUCACUCAUUCGCACUUGGAUCUAUCUAUUCCAGAACUUGCAUGACACUAACCUAUGUGAUCUCAUCACCAGUCUGCUCUGUUUGCUGGUGCUAGUGCCAACCAAAGAAUUAAAUGAACACUUCAAGUCAAAGAUGAAAGUGCCUUUUCCAAUGGAACUACUUGUAGUCAUUGUCGCAACCUUGGCAUCUCAUUUCGGACAUUUCAAAGAUCGUUUUGGUUCAAGUGUGGCUGAAACUAUUCCAACAGGAUUCCUCCCUCCACAGAUGCCUAACUGGUCACUAAUACCAAAUAUUGCCCUGGAUGCUCUUUCAAUCGCAAUCAUUGGCUUUGCUAUUACAGUAUCACUUUCUGAGAUGUUUGCAAAAAAACAUGGUUAUACCGUAGAUGCAAAUCAAGAGAUGUAUGCCAUUGGAUUCUGUAAUAUCAUUCCUGCCUUCUUCCAUUGCUUCACUACCAGUGCUGCUCUUACCAAGACCUUAGUCAAAGAGUCCACAGGGUGCCAUUCCCAGCUUUCUGGACUAGUCACAGCCUUGGUCCUGCUCUUAGUUUUGCUUGUUAUUGCCCCUGUGUUCUAUUCUUUGCAGAAGUGUGUCUUAGCAGUUAUCAUCAUUGUUAACCUCAGAGGAGCACUUCGUAAGUUUGGGGAGCUGCCUCAGAUGUGGAGGGUGAAUCGCAUUGACGCAAUUAUUUGGUUAGUUACAAUGUCUACUUCAGCAUUCCUCAAUACAGAGCUUGGUCUUCUUAUUGGUGUUGUGUUUUCUGCACUAUGUGUUCUGGUGCGUACACAGGUGGCAAGGGCUGUUCAGCUGGGGCGUGCAGGUGAUCUUGAGCUUUACGAAGAUUUGAAUUCUUACAACUCAUUGCAUGUUGAAUCUGGCAUCUUCAUUAUGCGUUUUGAGGCACCUGUCUAUUAUGCUAACCAGUCUCUUUUUAAAAAAGCUGUGUAUCGCUGUACUGGAUUUGAGCCUGGCAAAGAAACAAUCCUCAGGAAAAAGCAACAGAAGGCAAAAGUAAAAAAACAUGUAGAAACUAACAUUGCUGUUGAAAAUGACCAUGAAAUAGCUACAGCAGUUCAGCAAUUUAUGCCUGAGGAACCCCACUUAAACACCCUGAUUAUAGACUGUGCCCCUAUGUUUUUUCUAGACACCACUGGAGUAAAUGCUUUAAAAGAGUUGUAUGUGGAUUAUAAAAAUUUUGGAGUUCAAGUACUUUUAGCCCAAUGCAAUAGCUCAGUCUUGGAUUCUCUUCGCAGAGGUGGCUACCUACAACAAAAGGGGCAGGAAUUUACAGAGCGUGUGUUUUUUACUAUCGGUGAAGCAGUAAGGUUUGCUAAAACCUUGCAUAUGGAGAACGGAGUAAAUGAAACUCUCAGCUCUUGCUGACACUCAUCAAUGAACAAUAACAAAAUGAUCAAAUAUUUUAUUUAUAUUUGCACUCUUAUACACUUUAUAUUCUUUGCAAAUGAUUUAUUGUUAAAACUGUGCCUUAUUUAAUACAGUUCUAUAUUUAUACACUGAAGUUCAACAGUAUUGCUAUUCUGUGUGUAUUAUGAUAUAGAAAAAAAAUUGAAGAAAGUUCUAUGCUGCUUUGUAUAUGAAUGUUUAUAUUACCACCUGGUCUUCAUUCUGGUUUGUUUGCCUGAAUGGGGACAGGGUUUGCCUUUAAGGAAAUAUUAUGCAAGAUGUUUUCAGAAAGCCUGAGAACUUUGUGUAGCAGAACUCCAAAUUAUAUUAGGAAGUAUUAAGGUUUCAUCUAACCUGGGUUCUAUGGGUUAAAGCCAUAUUAAUGAAAACCUAUCAAUAUAGAGAAAUUACAAUAUUUUUUUGCAGCUCUAAAACAUAUAUAGAAAGCACUUAGCAAUAAAAUCAUGUUUGGUACUUAUGUAAGUACAGUGGAACCUCGGUUUGCGAGCAUAAUUCGUUCCAGAAAUGUGCUCGCAGUCCAAAGCACUCGUAUAUCAAAGUGAAUUUCCCCAUAAGAAAUAAUGGAAACUCAGAUGAUUCGUUCCACAACCCAAAACUAUUCAUAUAAAAAUGAUUAAUACAAAAUGUAAAGUAAAAAUACAUAAAACAAAUUAACUUGCACUUUACCUUUGAAAAGAAUCAUGGCUGGUGUGAGUGAGUUUCUAAACUCUUGUGGGAUUCCACCCAAAGGGAUGACACGCGGAAGAGCGUCCCAAAGCAAUCGCAGUCUCCCAGCGCUGUAGCAGUUCUCCGUAAAAGCGAAUCCGAAAAGAUUGCAGACAUGCUAAAAGCGCCUGCCGUCGAUGGGUGAUACAAGGAACAUUAUAAUUGCGCAGUGUCUGUGUAUAGGAGAGUGGCAGAUCUCGCUACAAUAAAUAACCACGCUGUUCUGUUUCAAGCUGAAUAAUGCUGGUGUCGCUAAAGUACUGAGACUCAGCUUCGUGUUUUGGGGUGCAAGAUGGGGACUCGCACGUCACAGCACACACACGCACGAGCACACACACACAAUGCUGUAGUAAGCAGUAUACGCUCGUACGGAUGUUGACUAUAUGAGUGAGGCACGCCGACUCAGACGGAGAAUAGGAGACAAUUGCCCACAAUCCUGCCGAGAAAGAGAAGAACCAUCAGCUCAGUUGUGAUCACAUGAAGUUCAGCAGACAAAGCAUAUACAUACUACUCGUAUUGCAAGACCUCGCUCGUUUAUCAAGUCAAAAUUUAUAAAAAAUUUUAGCUCGUCUUGCAAAACACUCGUAAACCAAGUUACUCGCAAACCAAGGUUCCACUGUAUACACUUCACAAUAUGUAACUUGGUUUAAAUUGUUGGCAUAAAAUUUGAGUUUUAAAUUAGCACAUAAAUAAGUUCUUCAGAGUACUGAACACAAAGUUUAAUUGUUAUGGAUGGUUAAAUGAUUAUAGCCAGUGCCCUAGAUAGAUAAAGUGUCAUGAAAAGGUAUUUACCCCUUUCUGAUUUCUUUUAUUAUUGCAGAUUUUUAAACUGAAUGUUUUCAAGUGUUCAGCUACAAUGUGAUUUUAGAAACAAGAGACCCGAGUGAACAGAUAACAUGUUUUGUUUUCCUUAUGUUAUUUAUUGAAUGAAUGAAGGUAUCCAACUCCAUAUGGCAGUGUGUUAAAAAAAUAUUGGUAUCACCUACAACGUAAGAUCUGGAUGUUCCAACAUCAUAGAAGGAUCCAGACACUUUUUGUAAUUCAAUGUCAGCUUUGCACAUGGAUUACUGGAAAUUAUGAUGAAAAAUGUUCUAAUGUAGUGCAGAAUACACAGUUCUUCGCUUAUAGAAAGUUAUACAGAUCCUUGGGAAGCAAAGCAUUCCAAUACUAUCACAUCUCCUUGCCCAUGUUUGACUGUUGGCGUUAUGAUCUAGAGUUUUUUUUUAUGUUUUUUAAAGAGUACAAUAUGGUGAGGACACCAAAAAGAAGCUAGGUAGCAGGCCAGAAACCUAACUAGUCUGCCCAGCAGAACUAACCUUAACUUCUGCCAGGCUCCAAGGCAACCUGAUGGCUUCAGUUGGAGCAUGCCCAAUGAGGAGCUGGCAAAACUACUAUAAUAACUUCAGAAAAGAUCACAAAAGCCCUACAAGUGGAAGGAUGACUGUGAAUGUUUGGCUUGUUAUUAAAGGGCAAAUAAAAAAUUUUAUAAGCAUUUUUUUAUAAUAUAUAAAUACUUUUAGCAAAUAAGACCUCAAAAAAGCACAGACGGACUUGCCUAUGAAUCAGCAAUCCAGAAGUAAACAGUGUCCCAAUAUAAUCUGAUAGAGAGCUCAAAAAACAGAGCACAGAAGGCAAAAAUCCAGUAAUUCAAAAUAAGAAAUAGCGAUAACACAAAGAGCCCAUGUUGAAGACCCAAAAAGCUCAACAGAAUCAAGGAGGACAUGUAUUGACUCAGAUGACGCCGUAGAUCGGAAGAAGUAGUGGAAAGCAUCAAAAGCAGUGGACCCUGUGUUAGCAAGGGACAAAUGCUAGGAAAGAGAGGGUAACACAAAGAGCCCUGACCAACACUUCACAAUGUAUGCAAUUAAACUACUUGUCUCCAAAGCCUUUAUAAGGCUGGAGACAGUUCUUAGAUCGAGAUACAUAGGUGGUCCUGCCUCUUGGGGAACCACCCACAAAACACAAAGAACAUAACAGAUUCUUCCACAAAGAAACAAAAUCACAUUAAACUGAAAUAUUAUAAACAUAAAAUAAAUAACUAUCAUGAACAUAUAAAAACACUCUACAUUAAACAGAAAACACAUAGAAAGAAGCAUAAACAAAAUACAGAAAAUGAACUAGUGAUGAACAUGAACUGGAGAUUAUGGCACAGGUUUAGAAUUGGCUUUGCAGGUUUUUGCUUGCUGAUAGGUACCUACAGUUUUUUUUUAAUCUCUUUAGGAAGUUCCUUUGUUCUUGGUAUUAUGAACUUGUUGUUUCUCAGUGCUAGCAACUUAACUAUGAUGGUAAAGGUCAAAAUAAGUGAAGUUUAAUAAGCAUAUCUACCCCGCCUUAUUAAGUCAGCCGACUCUAAUUAACCUGUAAAUUUAGUAGAUUUAACUGGGGGGCAGUUACUUACAGAUCCAGUCAGUGCUUGAUAACCUUUUUCAUUAGAUAAAUACAUUUUAUUUAUGCAAUAAGAUUCUGUUUUUCUAAUAUUAGAAUUUGGUUGAAGACUUCAUAACAGUCGUCAAAAAUAUCAAAAUAAACAAAAUCAGGGAGGGAUCAAAUAUUAAUUUCUGGCAAUAUAUUUGAAAUAUCACAGAUAAUGGAAUUCUGUGAGUUUAGUUUAUAAGUAUUGCUUCAACUAAGUGCCUUAUUUCAUUGCUUAUUUAAAUAGGAUGGGUAGUAUUAAUUGAACACUGAUUACAGUACUACUGUGUAUUAUUCUUGGAAAAAUAAGUGAGGGGAAAAACAAAACAAAAAAGCAAGAUUUCAUCUUGUCAUGUGUUUUUGAUGUAUACUUAUACUGUUUAAAUAGAUAUAAAAAGAGAAAUACAUGUUCUUUAUAUAUGCACAAUAAAGUUUUUUCAAACAGUGA